ACAGCAAUAACUUGUCAGCGGGAUGGGGCACACUACGUUGAGAGUUAAAGAAUCUUCCACGAACGAAGCAUGAAAGUUUCGCUACUUUUUGCUGUCAUGGCUUGCACUGGUACCUGUGGGCACGGGGAGCCAACAACAGUGACAACAACAGAAAUCACAAACACUAUAUCAAGAACACCAAUUAGUGACAUCACAAGCACAUCACAGAAAAAGCCUACAAGUGCAACUACCGGAAGAUCAGUGACUACAACCAAGCUUCUAAACAUGACCACGUCCAUGACAACCUCUUCUCAAAAUGAAACCAGCACCAACUUCACGACAGCAAUUUCAUAUGGGAAGUAUAAACUGUUCUCUUUAUCCACAUACCUUUAUUGCCAAUGCGAAUUUUACUGGUCACUUUCAGGAGAAUGGAGCAGGAUGAAGGAAAGAACUGCACCACCUGUUUCAAAGCCUGGGCAAUUAUUAUUUCUCUCGUUGGCGGCUUCUGGAUAA
Molecule: messenger RNA, 492 nt
Organism: Dermacentor silvarum
Lineage: Eukaryota; Metazoa; Arthropoda; Arachnida; Ixodida; Ixodidae
Exons: 7
Coding region: 70-492 (140 amino acids)
Source: RefSeq, a predicted model, not a curated record